GAAAUUGCUGCAGAAGCGUAGAAGAGUGUGCGUGAGGAGGAGCGCAGUGCAACUGGGGGAUUUUUUCUGGACAGUAGGGGGCUUCCUUCCGGCUCACGCUCAGGAUAAAGGCGCGAGGCAUCAAGAGCGAAAGUAAAAUGAGUGAAGAGCUCGAGGACAGCAGAUUGGGGGGGUGUGUGCACAUCUGCUGAAAUACAGCGAGCUGGAUUCAGUGAACGCAGGCGGAUAAUUACAGCGGAACAGAGAGAGAGACAGAGAGAGAGAGAGAGCACGAGGCUGAAUGGAGCUGUGCGCUCAUCUGGAGGAAGAGCUGCUGCUGACUGUGUGGAGCAACUGGCUCACAGGACCAUGAGGAUAUGACCUUGGAUGGUUACCAAAAAGACGUGAUGCGCAACAAAACUUGGACAUGCUGGAUUUUUUUUGCUGGAUUUGUUUUGAGCCUGGGUGUUGCUCGGGAUUGCAAUUUUUCAUUUAAAAAUCACAUAACUGAUGAAUUGUUAUUGGAUCAUUGGUUUGAGAUCCGAUAUUUUCAGCACCCUGAUGAGACAGUCAAGGACGGCUAUACUCUUCUUUCCAUUGUUAACAUAAUGUGUACCAGCUUGAAGAAGUAUGGCCAUGACUAUGAUGACCUUGAAAAAAAUGAAAGUCGUAGACAGGUUACAGUGUCAUACAGAAUAUUAGUUAAUAAAAUUCUAAAUCUUGAAAGCGAAGAGAACAUUCUGCCAGCCUGUGAGAGGCAUGCCUGCAACUACUCUUUCAGUAAAAGUUAUAUCAGCCCAGAUGAGCUGGAGAAAGAGUUUCGUAAAGAAUGUGCAUGGAAUGGAACAUUGCCAGCUUGUCCAUCACCACAGACUACAUCUCCUUCACCAUCACAAGUCAGCCAUGCAACAUCUACACCUUCACCUACCAAUUCACCAACAUCUACUCCAUCUCAUACUACCACCCACCAAAGCACGAGAACAACGACAUCAUUGUCAUCACAACCCAGGAAUAUGACCUCCCCAUCUGCAUCUAACGAUACAAAGACACCUCCAGCAUAUCAGCCAACGUCUUCUACUAACGUCACAGAAAACAGUGGAAAUAUGCAAAAGAAUCAAGCAGAUCUGGAAAAAAACAACCUGGAAAAAAACAAAGAUAAUAUUUUCUUAUCAUUAUUGACUGUAUCCUGUACGGUCAAUGUUGCUUUGAUUAUCCUUGUGUUGUGGCAGUGCAGGAGCAGGCGUCCAAAUAAUCUUCAGGACUACUUUGAAGAUUAUCAUCAUCAUCAUCAUCAUCACAAUGUAGAGCUUGUGUACUUGAGUAAAGAAAAGAACCAGUCUGAAGGUAAUCACCACCCUCUCUCAGAGUCCACAUUCCUGCACAACAGAGAACAGAGUGAAGAUAAUGUGAACUCCAGUUAUUCAGCUGCUUGAGCUCAACUGAUCACAUCAACAUCAACAGCACUUGGACAAUGAUUUUAGAAGAAAGGAUUACUUUGUAUUACUGGAUAUACUGGAGACUCCUUGCAGUCUCCAGAGGAGCCUUCUCCAUUCUGUCCGAGACGUUUGUUGUUUAGACUUGUGUGCUACUGAGACAUUGUGUCUUGCUGAGAACUGAUCAAUCGGGCUUAAUAUGUGUAUACAUCUUAUAACAUGCAUAUACAUAAUCUGUAUUAAAGAAGAGGAUGGAGGAACACUCAGGCACAAAAUCCAGCAUCAGGAUUCUGAAGGCAUCUACAAGGUUCACACAGAGACUGGGACUAUAUAUUUCUAGCUCUAGAAGAGACAGACCAUCUGAAGAAGAAGAGUGAAUUUUAAUGACAUCAUGACUGGACUUGACUUUUCUUCAGUCUGAGAUCUUUGACAUCAGGUGAAGAUCUUAGACACAUGUGGGAAACAUUUGACUUCUGGGGAAGAUCUUCUGAAAGAUUUAGUUUUACAAUGACUGCAGCUAAUAAGGUGAUGAGAGACUUUGUAUUGAAGAGGGAUAACAUUUUAUAUAUAUAUAUAUAUAUAUGAGUUUGAGCUAACAUGCUAAAGAUAAUUUAUUGAAAAUGUAUCAGUAUAUUUUAUUUAUGCUUUGCACUGUAGAGAGCAUAUAGCAGUAUAACCUUUUCUCAUGAUGAACAGCCAGUAGAACAACAGGACAUGGUUUUGGUUUUGACAAGGUUUUGUCUGCCGAAAAUAGGGUACGGGUACUGGACGAGUCUGCCUGCCUGCAAAAUUACAAAGAGUAUAUGCUUUACCGUCUCAACUACUGCUGGACAUGUUUGAGGCCUGCAAGCAGAAAUGGAUGUAUAUUAGAAGAAAAAAAAAAAAAAAAAGGUGA
This is a messenger RNA of Astyanax mexicanus (Mexican tetra), 2307 nucleotides long. RefSeq lists its product as uncharacterized. The transcript is spliced from 17 exons. NCBI's taxonomy places the organism in Eukaryota, Metazoa, Chordata, Actinopteri, Characiformes, Acestrorhamphidae. The coding region runs from base 357 to 1412 and encodes 351 amino acids. The record is from RefSeq and is a predicted model, not a curated record.